Messenger RNA from Daldinia decipiens, 4138 nucleotides. RefSeq lists its product as uncharacterized. The coding region runs from base 103 to 3888 and encodes 1261 amino acids. The record is from RefSeq and is a predicted model, not a curated record. Lineage: Eukaryota; Fungi; Ascomycota; Sordariomycetes; Xylariales; Hypoxylaceae. The transcript is spliced from 4 exons.
AACCUCAUUAAUCCAACCCAUCUCUUCGAUCGAAAAGCGCAACGCAGCUGUUACCCUUCGAUCGCGACGCAAACAUUUACGUUCCACGACAUCUCGAGUUGGAUGAUGGCGACUGAGCCAACCCUCAAUAAGCCGGAUGCAUCUCUAACUGAACCCACCCUCGUAAGUGCUCAGUCAGCUGUUGCAAGCAACGACACUCAGGAUGCCAGCCAUUCGAGUGCUACACUAAACGGUGUUUCCUCCGACGUCGAGAAUAGGCAGAUCGCAGAAAUCGUCGACGAAUUAGUGAACUCUGCUGAAGUUAGUGUGAGUGGUGGUUCGGAUACGGAAACAUCAAAGGCACGCCUCGGUGACAGAAACCAUGCGCGUACAUCUUCAAGUCUCAAGAAGCCCCAGAGCUUCAAGUCGGUUUCUGUAAAUCGCACUUUUCUGGCCGCCAAAUCUACUACGAAUUCGACCUCCCGUCCCGAUUCUUCUGCCAACUCCGCCUCUACUACGCCUCUGCCGACUCCAAGUGCCUCCGCUUCGCGUCUGAAGCUUGUUGCCAAAUCCGGCAGCAGCUUAGGUGGUUCUACCAAGACUCUAAGUAGCAACGGUAAACCUGCCGCCGCCCCUGACCCAAAUACUGUCUGGAAUCGCAAUAGACCGGCUGCUCAACCUGAGCAAAAGAAGCUAUCUGAUGAGGAACUCAUGCAUAAAUACGGCAUCCACAUGGCAGGCCGUUUAGGACCGGAGGAUACUAAGGGUCAGUCGAACUGGGCGGAUAUCGAUGAUGACGAAGAGUGGGAACCCGAAACCAUUACGUGGACCGACGGGACCAAGAUCACCUUACCACCAGCCGAUGAAAUCGUACCAAGUCCCGUCACCGUCCACGCUACACUUAGCAAGGAACCAGCUCCCGCACCGCCCAAGUCAAAAUCGCCUGCGCCGACCCCGAGCGCAAUCGAGUCUCCCUCGGUCAGACCCGGUACCUUGGCCUCGGGCAAGAGCCUUGUGCUGAAAGGCGCUCCUGAGAAGCCUACUCUCGUUGCAAAACCACCUGCGCCACCAACACCUGCUAAAUCGCCAUGGGCACGCCUGCCACCUAUAGAGAAAGUUCCUCCCGGGCAACCAGAUUUAUCCAGCCUUACAUCGGUUUCGCGUCCUCCGGCACGGGAUGCUGCUACUAAGAGCGCGACUCCCCCGCUAACUAAGGAGAUUGCGGCAGACGACUUUAGUCGAUCCGGUUUCCGAGAAGGUCAUACAGGCAACCAUAGCCAACUAUUUAAUUCGCACUCCGGUCGAUACGAGCCGGUGACGGAUCGUAGAGGAUCCAGGAAUGAUGCUCAUGGACGCCAGCCAGCUGUUCUCCAGCGUCCCCAAUACCACGACCAGCAAGGCCCUGCGGAACCAUCGGCUGCUUUUCAGACAAGCAGAACUAGUGCUCACGAAGUUCCAUUUGGUCGCCGUCGCGGUUCUUCUAAUGUUAGUGGUACGAGUGGCAUUAUGGCACAUAGACCUGGAAAGCCAUACGAUAUUCCGCCGCCUCCCGAGGUGAUUCAGUCCCAAGCUGGCUCCGUUGUUGGGGCCGAGAGCCCUAUUUCCACAACUUUCUCUCCGGUGAAUAACCAGAUUACGCCGCGGCCCCAGCCUAGUCAUCCAUACCAACCCCGUCCUUCCCCCGGUCAAACAUAUGCUACACCUCAAUACAACCCGCCUAGUGCGGACGCACCAUCCAACGAAGACGAAUUUGCUAUUCAAAGAAGAGUGAUGCGUGAGCGUCGUGAGCAAGCCAUUAAGCGUAGAUUAGAACAAGAAGCUCGUGAAGAAGAGGCUCGCAAGGCCCGAAUUGCCGAGAAGCUCAAGGCAAUGGGCCCUCCGCCUGAACGCAAGAGCGCCAAAAAGGAAGGAAAGAACGAAUCUUCUACACAAUCCGCACAUGCUGGACGGACAAGCAUUCCCUUUACCUCGGAGGAAAAGCUCGAAGUGCCUUCCGAAGCUACAGCUGAUUCUGCUGCCACAAUGAAUAAGUCCAAGUCCAAUUCUGAUCGCCAGGUCAACGGUGAUGCUAAACAUCCGGCUACGCAAACCGUUAAUGCGCCGAAAUCUCAGUCGGCACCAUCAUGGCCCGAGGCUCCGCAACAUCCAGAACGUUUUACCUCGUGGGUUGGAAGUUCUCAAAACAGUUCUCGAAAUGUCUGGGGUGCUCCCGGAAACGACCGUUCCCUUGGAAAUGGCACGUUUAAUCCUGACCUAGGAACCUUACCUGAUGCCCACCCGGCUCCGAUCACCGAACGUAUCCAUCGCCCGGCACCGAUCGGUCCCCCCCGCUCUAACUCGCAGCAGCCCGUACGCCCCGAGACAAUGUCUAGUAACCGGAUACCUCCAAUCGGCCCGCCCCGCGGCCGUUCUUCCAAUAUUCCCGAACAAGAGCUUUCAAGUUCAUGGAAUACUUUCACCUCCAACGUUCAAGAAGAUGAUCGCAGACGAGCGGCAGAGAUGCAAGAGCUCAUACAUGGCCACGAGAAAAACCCAACCAUUCCGAUCAAAGACACCUGGCGUCCUAGAGGCAAUAUACAGGACACAAAGCGAGGUUCGGCUAACCCAUUUACCAACCACAAUGAGGCUCAACCAAGCGGUUCGUUCAACGGUUCUAGACAUAUCGGGAGAGACGAGCGACUUCGUCCCGAUCUGUCUGCGGACGAGGUUGCCAAACGCAAAGGUCUUAUGCCGUCCGAUUUUGCUGCUCGAGAUGCGGCUAGAGAGGCUGCCGUUAAAGAAGCAAACGGUAUACGCCCCGAGUUUGGUAGGCAGCCCCCUGUCGGCCACACCGGACGAAAUGUGCCUGGGCCCGCGACCCAACCCAGAAGCAGUUCUCGAUUCUUCCCCUCAGCGCGGGACGCGCUCACACAAGAUAACGGUGCUCAAGAGGAGGCGCGUACUAAGUCCCCAACCCCGCCCCCUCCAACCGCAGAUGGCCACCCAGCAUUUGAUGGCGACGUCACUCGUCCGCAUGUGGCUCUACCACCAGCUCGUCCGAUAGUCAAGCUACCACCCCCGACCAAUUCUGCAGCCCCUAGCCCUCUUGUACCAUCUGCUAAGCCUGCACCGAUUUCAUUCGCUGCCGCCGCUGCCGCGCCCGUCCGGGGUAACGCACAAGCUACAGUUCCCCGUCCCUCUAGCAGAGGUAAGGGAUAUGCGGGAAUCCCUCAAAAGCCGCACGAGAUAGCAUCUCAGGAGAAUUGGCAGGAUAAGAUUAACAAUCUAAUGGGCAAGAAGCCGAUCCAUCAAGCGAAGUCUAUGGCUAUAGACUCUUCGAGCAAGAUCGCGCUAGUGCAUACCCAUUCGUAUGACCCUGCAACUGUUGCGCUACCUGGUCUCUCGUACUCGGUGAGCUCUAUAGCUUCUGAUGAUAGUGACUACACUAGCAAGGAGAUGGCGGAAGAGUGCUUUGGCGAGCAAGAGAUGGGCUCGCUCCCGGCUGUCCGACUCCCUAACGAAGCACCGGAUGCACUAUGGCAAGCCGUCGAACCAAACUACGAUCCUAUACCCGUUAAACUACGAGUCGAUCCCACAGGUGCCGAAGCUUUGAGAUUCCUACCAGAAGUAUCAAACGGCAAGAGCGUGAUUAGAAUUUCUACUCCCUUCAUGUCGGAAGCAAAGACCGUUCUAGUGCCUUUUGUUAACAAUAGGUCUACCAGUAACCCGCGUCGAUCUGGACCUCGAGGAACCCCUCGUCGUUUAUCAGGCCGCGGUGGGCAGCGCGGAGGAAGAGAGCAUCCCGACCACGCCGGAGAUCACGCCUCGUCACAUUCCCCCGGCCGUCCAUCCACCCGGAGCGGACGUGGGAGUUAUAGGCCCCGAACCGAGAACUGGAGCAGACACACCCCGACUACCCCGGCGGCAUAGUCGUAAUUAUCUCUCUAGAGUCAAAUGAUGGAACAAAGUACAACCUUUCCCGCUUAGCAGCUGCUCUCCUUAGGUUUGAUCAGACUCAAUCCAUCCGCAGCACCCACCCAAUUAUGUCUCUUCGUAUAUUCGAUUGCAACGCAGUGUUGCAAAUUUCAUCCAUUCGUCGCAGCCGUACGGAUAAUCAGUGUAUCCCUGGACGGCAGUAUGUACAACUAAACUUUUCGACGCAUCUCUUCUGGUGCGCACU